Molecule: messenger RNA, 885 nt
Organism: Trematomus bernacchii (emerald rockcod)
Lineage: Eukaryota; Metazoa; Chordata; Actinopteri; Perciformes; Nototheniidae
Gene: il17a/f3
Product: interleukin 17a/f3
Biological process (GO): inflammatory response
Cellular component (GO): extracellular region
Molecular function (GO): cytokine activity
Source: RefSeq, a predicted model, not a curated record
GAGAGGAGCGCCCAGUUACUCCGCAUCGAGACGACUCAAUCAUGCUGCUGGUGUUGAGAACUGUGCUGCUGCUGGGCCUGGCCUCGUUGUUGCACGCUGCCGGGGGAGGCCAGGCGGUGAGCUUGAGUUUGGGGAAUGGAUCCAGACUGAGGCUGGUGAUGGAUCCCUCAGUGCAGAAUCAGCGCAUCAGCACCUCUGACUCCUCCAUCGCCAACAUGUCUCUGUCUCCGUGGACGUACAUAGACUCCUGUGUGCCCUCCCGGUGGCCUCAGAGGAUCUCUCACGCUCAGUGCCUGACCUCUGGCUGUCUGAGCCUGGAGGGGGGGGGUGAGGACGCAGCUCUGGAGGCCAGACCCAUCUACUACCAGGUCCUCGUCCUCCACAAAAUCCUAAGGCCAGUGCACAACCACAAAGCAGGAGGGAGGAAGAGGAGGCAGUUUGACUUCAGGCUGGGGACGGAGGUGAUCACGGUGGGCUGCACCUGUGUGAGGCCCAGCGUCGUACCGCAGCGGCCAUAACAGGACACUUUGGAAUCCUUUAAAUAGAUGUGUGAAGUUUACAAAGACAACACAAUUAUGACUCUUCCACUUUCUAGUGUGAGUAAGCCUUUUCAUUUAAGCCAGUUAAACUUAUUAUAAACCGAUGAUUUGUGAAUUGCAAAGAGUGUGUUUCUGUGCCCCCUAGUGGUGAGGAAAUGCUUAAUGCAGCUUUCAUUUGACAUUUACUGUAUGUCAUUUUCUUAUAAAAGGGGUAGUUGUGAAAUAUAUAUCGUAUGCUAUAUUAGUUUUGGGGGGUUUGGUCAUUUCAAUAUUUUUUUCUUUUCUCUUAUAUUGUUUUGUAAUAACCCUGUUUUUGUUUAAUUGUUCACAUCAUGAAAAAUCUUUA